CCAUUUCGCUGCGCUAAGUCUCCUCCCCGCGACCGCUACAUUCUGCGCGGAAAGACACUCUCUCCCGGUCCGUAUUUUAACUUCUUCAUCGAGGCCGAGUGCUACCUCGUUGGGUACCGGGAGGCAGUUUGCACCGCCGCCAUCACGGAUUGAGGGCGAUUUUACACGGAUGACGACUCCUUCAGCGAGAAUUUAGUAAAAGAAAACUGAUCGGAAAAUUCAGAACAUGCGGAGGGGACCCUAAUUUCAGCAUCCUGGAAGUAGAAAGCACUGAGGACCUGUGUCUCACUCCACAGACAGGUGCAACGUGUGGCCACAGCAGCAGCGAGGAAGGGGAGGCGGCAGUGCGGCAGCGAGCCUCUCCGGCUGUGGAUGUGCUGGGUGGCAAGCCCCAGGCCGCACACAAUGUGUCUGGGGAGUCACAUCGGCAUGUCCCGCAGCCGGCCGCUGCUGCCACCCGCCCGCUCCCUCCCUUGCCAGAAAGCGUCCACUCUGCAUUCCUGGUCAUGGAGACAACUCCUCCGCUCCCAAUUAGCGGCGAUGCAAGCGUCCGCGUCUCACGGAGCGAGCGUGUCGCCCAAGUCGACGGCGUCAACUUGUCCCUUGAUGAGGACUUCAGACCAUGUGCCCCCCUCGCCUCACAUCCACAAAACACUAGCGAGUUUCGAGGGUUGCAACGUGGCUUACAUACUGUUACUAAAGAGACGAACCUUUCCAAUUGCGAGACGCAUCAUAUUCAGUUUCCUCAAGAAGGUGCUGGGAUCGCGGUUGGUUUACAACACAACUCGGAUAUUGAAAGACACUUGGAAUUUGACAGAAAACACACUAGUGGAACUGUUGCACCACAAGCUCAGCUCGGCUUCACGGGCUCAUCCUUCUCAAACGCUAGAGAGCACAGAGCUACGGAGCAUUCAAAUCAAGCAGGCGCUCGCCAAGACUCGACACCGCUUGUGUCUGCUCCAUCGAACUGCAGUGGACAAGUUAACCUGCCACGAGUUCUCAAAGAGGUCCAGCAGGAUGUUGUGCAUGUUAAUGAGAUGGCGGACGUGUCAAACAAAGCUGCUCUUCUCUCAGUUGAAACACUUGAGACUCCAAAUGCAGGAGGACCUGGAUCAGGUUCUCCACAGACGCCGGUGUUGUUCAACAACACAAGACACGCCCAAUCGGGCUGUGUAAUUGAGGAACCGAGCGACAGUUCCCCUAAGUCCUCCGCUCUCUGCUCGGUACUUGACUCGGGCCUGCUUGUGUCCUUGCAAGCUGAGGCAGAACCAUCACAACCCAUCACAACGGAGACGCCCAUGAUUACUGAACUGGUGCAUUCCGCUGACUCGCAGGAGAUUGUGGUUGUCAGCGAGGCGGCGCACCUGGGGGGCGGCUGGUCCAAUGUGCACUUGAAGCAGAGUUACCUCCUACAGCGCGCCGAUGGAAGCGUGUGCGAGGCCGCCAUUGUCACCGAGCACACGCCGGCGGAGGCCAACAUGAACUUGGACACGCAAAACGUGGAAGUGUACCAGUUCUGUGGUUUGGUGGAGGAGGUAGCCGAGGAGACUGUGUGCGUCAGCACCAGCGUGCAGAUACCUCACUCUCCGGGAUACGAGGUCAACUUGUUCAAUGCUUUGUUGGACUCCUCAGAGGACCUUGAAUCCAACUUAGAACCUUCUAUCCCCACUAUUAAUGACCGUGACACGGUCAUCAUAUCCCAGCAGGAAGACGAUGCAGUCCAAGAACGGGUUUGUUCCAACAGCAGUGUCCACAGUCUCUCUGUAGCUGCAGUGGGGCAGCACCUUCUACUAGACACCAGCUCCAAUCAGGUGUGUUUGCUGGAAGUGGACUCGUUCCGCAUGGACCAGACUCUGACACAAGUCUCGACGCCUUGUCCGCAGGUGAGCGAGGACAGACGGGAAGCGGAUGGACACACUACUCUCUCCUCGCUUGUAUCGCCGGUAGAUGCUGUUAAAAGUCAGCAAGUGAAAGCUUCUGUCGCCACGCAAGAGGCCCGUGUUUCUUCUCCUGCAGGAACCAAAGAACCUCCCUCUGAAGAUCUAUCCCAGCAUGCCACUGUGUCCACAGGAGCCCAACCGGAGGCUUUUAUUGCUCACCCUGCAGGGGGUAUUAAUCCAAAGCUGCUGAUCAUCCAACCAGGUCCAGUAUCUCUCCUAAAACAGGCAACCUCACUCCUCAAGCAGAGCGUGCACUCGAAACCAGACGACAAUCGGGGCACUCCAUCGUCUGGCGAGUGCCUUGCUGUCGGUUCUUCACCUGCGGCCAAAAGUGGUCGCACAAACCAGGCAAAGCCAACCACCAGGCAGAUUGCAACAGCUUCGCGUUGUAGCCAAUCAGAGGCCUUAAACGUCAUUAGACCUUCAAGCCCGACGCCUCCCGCCUUUGAUGAGGAUAGUGCCGUCACGCCACCGUCCUCCAGUGCCAAGGGCCUGGCGACACAGCAUGACUCCCCCUUUGAGGAUGAGGAUGAGGACGACGAUGAACACACGGGGGACGCCGAGGCCAUGGACGCCGCUUCGGGACAAGUCAGCAGUGAAGAAGAUGACAGUGACGAAGACGCGGAGAGACCAGACGGGGAAUUGACCACUCCAAGCUCAUCGCACAAGUGGCUAGCAGACGGGGUAUCACCCUCCACCUCCUCUUCCUCCUUCCUCGAAUCAUCACCUGGUGGUGACUGGGCCGGCUCCCGCCGUGACAAGUCGUCACCUCUGCGCGGGCCUCACGGCAAGUUUGUGUCUCCCACCUUGUUCGGGGGCUACACUUCGUCUUCUCCGCUCGAUCAGUCCACUCCGCAGCGGCAGCGUGGCGAGCGGCGCUCUGACAUGGCUGAGUUGGCCAAACACGAGGCCGACAUAGAGCACCGAAGCCUGGCGCUAAAGCGAGAGGGCUUCUGGUCCACCAAACGCCUCAACCGCCUGACUGAGCCGCCUCGGCCCAAAGUGCACUGGGACUACCUGUGCGAGGAGAUGCAAUGGCUGUCUGCAGACUUUGCCCAGGAGAGGCGGUGGAAGAGGGGCGUGGCCAGGAAGGUGGUCCGAAUGGUGAUGCGACACCAUGAGGAAGUGAGGCAAAAAGAGGAAAAGGCCAAGAGAGACGAGCACGCAAAAAUCAGGAGAGUCGCGUCCUCCAUCGCCAAGGAAGUCCGAGCUUUUUGGAGCAGUGUGGAGAAGGUGGUGCAGUAUAAGCAGCAUUCUCGGCUUGAAGAAAAGAGGAAGAAGGCUUUGGACCUCCAGCUGGACUUCAUUGUCGGACAGACGGAGAAAUACUCAGACCUCCUUAGUAAAUCGUUGGCGCCAGCCAGCCGGCCUGAACCGGUCCCGUCGCCUUCCAAGAUGUCUGCGCCCUCUGCCACCGAUGAAGACGACCAAGACUUUGAGCCUCCAUGUGAGGAGGAGGACGACGAGGAGACCAUCGAGGUGGAGGAGCAGCAGGAUGGCAACGACGCCGAGAGCCACCGCAGGGAGAUUGAACUUUUGAAGGAAGAGAGCGCGCUGCCCCUGGACCAACUGCUCAGUACACUGCAACGGACACAGGACUCCGCCGUCUCUGAUGAAGAAUGCUCCCAUGAAUCGUCCUCAUCAGCAGAGCAAGAGGAAGAUGGAGAGUUUGCUGCCAAUGAAGAGGAUGCUGCAGAUGAAGAGGACACUAUCGCUGCACAGGAAAAGGUGGAGGGAGAUGUGGAUCAUGCAGAAGAACUGGAUGACUUGGCCAAAGAGGGAGACAUGAGCAUGGAGGAGCUCAUAGAGAAGUACAAAGGAGCGUACACCUCUAAUGCCGAGGAGCCCUCUGCCUCUGGCUCCAAGGUAAGCUCAGAAUGGGAGGCGUCUGGCGAUGAGGAGGAGGAGGACAGUGAUGAAGAUGAGAGUGACGUGGAAAGCAAUAGUUCCUCCUCAGUGUCUCCAGGGGAAAGCGAAGAGGAGGAGAACAGUGAGAAUGAUGAAAGUGAGGAGGAGGAUGACGGUGCAGAUGAAGGAAUGGAGGUCUUGCUCAAGGAGGGAGACCACAGCCCAUCUUCGUCAGGCUCGCGACCAAAGAAAGAGAUCAGCCACAUAGCAGCCACUGCUGAGAGCCUGCAGCCUAAAGGCUACACGUUGGCCACGACCAAGGUCAAGACGCCCAUCCCCUUCCUGCUUCAUGGCACGCUGCGUGAGUACCAGCACAUCGGACUGGACUGGUUGGUCACCAUGUUUGAGAAGAAGCUUAACGGAAUCCUAGCUGACGAGAUGGGUUUGGGCAAGACCAUUCAGACCAUUGCACUCCUAGCUCACCUCGCUUGUGAAAAAAGUAAUUGGGGCCCACACCUUAUCAUCGUCCCCACCAGUGUGAUGUUAAACUGGGAGAUGGAGCUGAAGCGCUGGUGUCCCGGCUUUAAAAUCCUCACCUACUUUGGCAGCCAAAAGGAGAGGAAGCUGAAGAGACAGGGUUGGACCAAGCCCAACGCUUUCCAUGUUUGCAUCACAUCAUAUAAGCUGGUGCUGCAGGAUCACCAGGCUUUCCGGCGCAAGUCUUGGCGCUACCUGAUCCUCGACGAAGCACAGAACAUCAAGAACUUCAAGUCGCAACGCUGGCAGAGUCUGCUGAACUUCAACAGCCACCGACGUCUGCUGCUGACAGGAACUCCUUUGCAGAACAGCCUGAUGGAACUGUGGUCUCUGAUGCACUUCCUGAUGCCACACGUCUUCCAGUCCCACCGCGAAUUCAAGGAGUGGUUCUCCAACCCGCUGACGGGCAUGAUCGAGGGCAGCCAGGAGUAUAAUGAGGGCCUGGUCAAGAGGCUUCACAAGGUUCUCAGACCCUUCCUGCUCAGGAGGAUCAAGGCAGACGUGGAGAAGCAGAUGCCAAAGAAGUACGAGCAUGUGGUGCGCUGUCGCCUCUCUAAGAGGCAGCGCUUUCUCUAUGACGACUUCAUGGCGCAGGCCUCGACCAAGGAGACCCUGGCCAGCGGGCACUUCAUGUCCGUCAUUAACAUCCUAAUGCAGCUCCGGAAAGUGUGCAACCACCCCAACCUGUUUGACCCUCGACCCAUCCAGUCCCCCUUCAUCACCAAGCCCAUUGUUUUCCGUACUGCUUCCCUGGUGCUGGACGCCCUGGAGGUGCUUCCUCUGAAGCGCUGUGACCUUUCUAUGUUUGACCUCAUUGGUUUGGAGGGCCGUGUGACUCGCUACCAGGCGGACGUCUUUAUACCAAACCACAAAGUCAGCUGCCAGCUCAUCCAGGAGAUUGUGGAGUCUCCCGAACCCUUGCCAAGACCCCGAGCGAUCCGCAUGAAGGUCAACAGGAUGCUCCACCCACCUCCCAAAGGUGACAACCACUCGGUGGUGCUGAUGAACCAACCCACCUGUUCGGUGCCGCCUGCAGCUCAAACGCCCAAACCUCCAAGCCCAGAGGCCACAGCGGCACUUCCGCCUGUACCUGCGUCGGCACCUGCAUCUGCACCCACGCCUCCGUCUGUACCCAUGUCUACACUUGCACCCCGGGCUGCACCUGCGGUUCAACAAGUGACGUGUUCGGUGAUGACCACAGCCCCUCCCCGCCCCCACUUGUCUCCGGGUGCUCAAACGGCUGUGAGAUCCAGCGCUCCCAAGCAGGUACUGACGGUGCGCCCUCCCCCUGCUCCGUGCACCACCAGCGUUCCCGCUCACCCGACUCCCAACCCCGGCAGCAUCAUGCCCCAAAGAGUUCUGCUCAGUCCAGACAUGCAAGCCAGGCUGCCCUCUGGUGAGGUGGUGAGCAUAGCUCAGCUCGCCUCCAUGGCAGGGCGUCCGGUCUCGUCGUGUCAGGGCAGUAAACCAGUCACCUUCCAGCUGCAGGGUAACAAGUUGACCCUCUCUGGAGCGUCCAUGCAUCAGGGGCCACCCUCGCGCCCCGUACAAGGCAAUGUGAUGCACCUCUUGUCCACCGGAGGGCAGCAUCACCUUAUCAGCCAUUCCACCCAGGUCCAGGUCCAGAGGCCGGCUGCCGUCCCCCUUGCCCAGCGACUGCCUCCCAUUGCUUCGUCUCAAGUGCCGUCCUCCUCUGGCGUGAGCAGCUCCGGGGUGGUGAAGAUCGUCGUGCGUCAGGCAGCAGGCAAGGAGGGGGGCCCUGUGCCCACCCUGGCCGUGGCCCCAUCCCCUCGCGUGGUUUCCUCGCACCCCCACCCAAACGCAACCCCUGUCCGAAACGCGGCCACGCAGCAGGUUGCCCAGCGCACCCCCGGUCCUGCCACUGCCCACUACACUCUAGCCCCCCCUAGAACUCCCAGCUCCACCCCCAACCAAGCUCAGCCCCCAGUUCCCAUCCUCAAAAUAGUGCAGCCUCCUCCGCCUUGUACAGAGCAGCCGGCUCCAGCAGAGGCGACAACAUCUUGUACUCCAUCCAAGUCGGCGGCCCAUGACGGCACCAGCACUACAACCACCACUGCCACCACUAUUACCGCAGCGACCGCCAGCACCAGUCAUACUCCAGCUGCCAUAAAGGCAAAACCCAGUGCUGCUCCAAAAGCCCACCCUCCACCCAGGAGAAGACCUCGACCACUUCCUCGUUCUCCAUUUUACAUUCCAUCGCUGGCCGAGGCCCUCAGGAAGCAGCGUGACAGCAAACUGGACUUCAUUUUCAGGGUCAACGAUCGCCACUGUGCCGCAAAGCCCCUGUUUGGCAAAGAGGUUCUGGACUUCCUGACAUUUCUCCCCGGGCCACGGCCCUCGCCUGCUGCCCUGCGCCCCACCAAGGCCGAGUGGGGGCGUUCGGGCCACGGCAGCUGUUUGGUGUCACAGUGGCAACACAAGCACGACAUGUGGUGUCACAGUCACUAUGUGGGAGACGCCAUCCACAGCAUUGAGGAGAGGUUGAUGUUGCUGUCCGACAUCGUGGACCGGUUUACGUUUGCCAUCCCGCCAGUGGAGGCUGCGCGCAUCACCAUGCACUGCUGCCAUCCUCCUCCCUCUCUGAGCCUCAAAGAGGCGGUGUUCUCCGCGGCGCUGUCGGCCCACGUUGCGCCGCUCACUCGCAGCUUCCACCGUAUUCAGUGCAACAUGAGGACACAGUUCCCAGAUCUGAGGCUCAUCCAGUAUGAUUGUGGGAAGCUGCAGACCCUCCACCUGCUGUUACGAAACCUUAAGACGGGUGGCCACAGAGUGCUAAUCUUCACGCAGAUGACACGCAUGUUGGACGUCUUGGAGCAGUUCCUCAAUUAUCAUGGACACAUCUACCUGCGCCUGGACGGCAGCACCCGGGUGGAGCAGAGACAGGCUUUGAUGGAGCGCUUCAACGCCGAUCGCCGAAUAUUCUGCUUCAUUUUGUCAACUCGCAGCGGAGGAGUGGGAGUAAACCUGACGGGUGCCGAUACGGUCGUGUUCUACGACAGCGACUGGAACCCCACCAUGGACGCUCAGGCCCAGGACCGGUGCCACCGCAUCGGGCAGACCAGAGACGUCCACAUCUACAGGCUAAUCAGUGAACGCACUGUAGAGGAGAACAUACUGAAGAAAGCCAACCAGAAAAGGAUGCUGGGAGAUAUGGCCAUCGAAGGAGGAAACUUCACCACUGCCUUCUUCAAGGAGCAAACUAUCCGUGAGCUGUUUGACGUCAACGAUGGCGAGAAGAGGGAGCCGGCCGUUGAAGUGUCCAUGCCUCACGCCGUGGACGAGGAAGCCGGCAACAAGCAGAGCACCACCAUUCUCGAGCAGGCACUCUGUCGCGCAGAGGACGAGGAGGACAUCGUGGCCGCCUCGCAAGCCAAAGCCGAGCAGGUGGCAGAGCUGGCAGAGUUCAACGAGAACAUUCCACUGGACGAUGCAGGCGAACAGGAAGAGGUGGAGGAGCUCUCCAAGGCGGAGCAGGAAAUAGCUGCUCUGGUGGAACAGCUCACUCCUAUAGAGCGCUAUGCCAUGAACUUCCUCGAAGCCUCCUUAGAAGACGUCUGCAAAGAAGAACUGAAACAAGCUGAGGAACAAGUGGAGGCUGCCAGAAAGGGUCUAGACCAGGCAAAGGAGGGGGGCCUCAGGCUGCACGCGUCCUCUGAUGAAGAUGAGGUUUUGUCAACUCAAGCCUCUGUGGAGCCUUCUCAGCCAGCUCCCGCACGACGUGGACGCAAGCCCAAGGACAAAGACAAGGUGAAGGUUGUCACCUCGACAAGGACUAGUGGUCGUCUGCGUGGGGCCUCGCCUGAAACCGAGCCUGCAACGCAUAGGGAAGUGCCUGAAAGAGCCCGUGCUGGUCUGAGAGGACGUGGCGCAGCCAAGGACUCUAGUACCCCAUCUCGCACAGACACUCUAAUAACCAAGCUGCAGGAUCCCCCCAAAUGUUCCAAAACCUCGUCCUCUCCUGCCAGAGACCAGCAGGCUGUCAUAAUCAAGCCUCAGGGCAGUCCAGUACCUUCCUCACCGUCAACGUUGUCCCCUGGAGGAAAGCAACACAGUGUGGCUGAGACUGAGAGCAAGACCCCCAAGCGAGGCAAAGAGGACAGCGGGAUGUCCGAGUCCUCGCUAGAAUCCAUCUGUCUGGUGGACCAUGAAUCAAGAGAUGAUGAGGCUAAAGACCAAAACGCCAUGUCUCCACCCUCCACCAGUUGUCGCUCACCUCGCAAGCGCCAGUCCGCUGACGGGGAAGUCCUGAAGGGUCUCGUGGAUGAUUCGCCAUCAGCUAAAGUCCUUCGGAAGCUUCCAGGUCGGCUCGUCACUGUGGUUGAGGAGAAAGAGCCGAGGAAGAGGAGGUGGCGAGGAAGUGGAGCUGGAGCUUCUUUAGAGGAGGCGCCAGUAGAGGAGAACUCAAGUGAGGACCCAAAUAAAGACUUUUUGAAAGAUUCUUUGGUCACUGACAGCAGCUCUAAAGACACUUUGACCAAAUCUUCUCAAGACCAAGACUACACACAGAGUCCACCCGUGCACCUUCAGCCCGUCAGAGCUUAUCCUCCAUAUUCCCCUCCCCAUCUGUCUCCGGACAUGCCCGUGUUGAGGAACCUUCCCGUCCGCCGUAGGCUGGAAACGGAAUCUCGCAUGGCGGCUCAGCUUGGAGAGCAGCUGCAUGUGGGUCGAGGAAGGAACCCGCACAAGAAAAUAGACUCUCCCUUGGGCAAAGAAACCGCUCUUGCUUCUACCGAGGCCAACGUCAAUACCCUUGAGACCCCCAUGAAAAGAAAGAGAGGCCGGCCCCCUAAGUGUCCCUCCAAGUUGCCUGAUCUCAACAACACUGUGUCUCCUCCUCCAACGCAACCCGUCUCACCGUGUGAGGAUGGAAGCCUCUCCCCGAAACGUAAGCGGGGUCGUCCCCGUAAAGACUCUGUGACUACCCCAGAUUUUGUUUUUGAUGGACACAAAUCUAAAAAAGUGACCCUUGCUGCAGAUGUAUGCAGUGAAUCCAAUCUUGAUGUGAGUGAAGAGCUACCAAAGUCAGAGAACACUGAUCAGGACUUUGUGUCUACCAAAACUGAAGAAACAGACUCAAACACUGUAGAGUCCGCAUUACCGACAACAAACUCUAAUGAAAUGCCCUCCUCAGUUUUAACUUCAACAGUCCAAGCUGAUGCCGCACCAGAAACUCAGGUCGUCUCCACCCCAUCCUCUGACCAAGACACUAUGUCGGCAACACCAAACCAGGUUUCCGCUGUCCUGAUCCCUGAACGUACCACAAGUCUAUCACCCCCUACCAGCCCCGUCUCGUCACCUCCAGUACCAGAGUUUUCUGGACCUUCUGACACUCCAUCUGAGCCAUCAACACAACCGGACUCUGCCAAAACCACCACUGGUGCCACACUAGCUUCUUACCUGCCAUCACCGCCACCAAUGGAAGCAUUACCAACAUCAGACCCGGACACUGCCAUCCCAUCAGCCAUGGAGAUCACAGAGGCGCCCGCUGUACUUCCUGCUGUUAAUACUCCGCCAGCCAACACUACAGAAACCUCCACCCACGAUACAGCCACAUCAUCAAGCCCAGUGGAAGCUCGUUCUAAAGAAACGGACCCAGACCCAACCGAGCAUGUGUCCGAGCGUUCAAAUACCAGCGAACGAAUGUCGACACUGACCGUCACGGCCUGUGUACUUGAAGCACCUCCGGCUGUGAAGCCGCCAAAAACCGAGCCACUUGCGAACACAAUCUCACUAACACCUUCUCCCACCUUCCCUCCCCAAUUAGCAGCAACCACCACCACAGAUGCAACACUCAGCGACACAGUCACAACCUCAACAUUCACCGCCUUCUCCGAUGAACACACUUCUACUGCUUCACCCGACAAGAGAGACUCUGAACUAGUCACUCCAUUGUCUACCACAAGUAGCAUCACAACCACCCAAGUACCAAUGAGCAUGGCCCACACACAAGUACCAACCACAUCAAUGACGACAACACUUGCUCCUCAAAUGUCUGCAGUCACCUCAUGUGCUGCUGUUGCCUCUUCCAAAGAGUCCAUAAAGACCCCUUCUAGUACAGAGUCAAACCCGCCCUUGUCUGAAAGGAAUCUGGACCAGACCACCCAGAUGGAAGUGGAUGGUGUUCAGGCUGAAGAGGACACGCAGCUGGACGUCAAACAAAGAAAGGCCGAAUCCGUCGAGAAAGAAGACAGAGUGGCAGAGGAGGGCAAAAGUGUCUCCGCUCUUGAGAGCGAAGUCAAGCAACCCAGUGAGGAGAUAAAAACUCUGAUCCAGAAAAGAUCUCUCAGUCGUCAGAGCAGCCAAGAGUCUGCUCGCUCGUCGUCCCCCUCAUCCGGCUGCUCCACGUCCACCCUCACUCGUCACGCUCACCACAAAAGGACGUACGAGAACAGACAUCCUACCAAGAGGCAGCGAGUGGACGUGACCUCAGACGCUGUGCCGGGGGACAAACCCGAAGUGGACGGAAGCCAGAGGGACCUGGAAACUUCGUCUCAAAGGAGAGCUGCUUCCGGGUCUUCCUCGUCCUCCUGUGACUCGGACAACGACGAGAGGGGGAAGGAGCGCCGCUUGACUCGCCAGCUGCAAGACCGGGACCAGAACCAAGACAAAGACCAGGAACUGAGCAGCAAACGUCGGGGAAGGAAGCCUGCCCUGAGCUCUGACAGCAACAGUAAUGCCAACACAUCCACGGGGGGUGACUCUGGCAGCGACUCGUCGUCUGUGAGAAUCACCAGGAGAUCGGCAGGGUCUUCUCGAGACAAGAAACCUCCUGCUACCCGCAUGGCCCUACAGCCCCCAGAGCCCGAAGUCCUGGGUAAGCGGUGUUCAGCACUCAAUGCAGCUGCCAAACUUCUCGCUAUGAAAGGAAGGGUUGACACCCCUGGUCACACCCCCCGCAAGGACCCUGCUACUAAAGCCGGCGGGAAUCCUGCGUCUGCGUCUCCUGACCAAAAGAACCAAAAAUCUAAAAGUGUCCCAGCUUCUCUUCGGAUCAAUUCUGUUACCAAAAAUAAAAGUGACUGCAAACCUUUAACGCCCAAUCAGGGGAGUCGCCCAGUGUCUCGCUCCACCAGGCAGUGCCCGGGGUCCCUUGUGCCGCCGCUGGAGGCUGAAUACAAGAGGCCCAAAGCUGAGGAAAAGGAGGCUGGGAGUCAGAAGGUGGCAAAGGCAAAGGAGUGUGACGGGGAAGUGGUGCGGGGCCGGAGCACCUGCAGCAGCAAAGGCGAGGUGGAUGGCAGACAGCCGGACGGUGGGCAGUCAGACGGCAGGGCUGACAAUGGCAGCGCGGGGGCGGACACCGGGCGCCCACACUGUAGCCGGAGUCGUAGCAGCAGCGACAGCAGCCGGCGGGCCUACAGUGUCAGCUCCCAGAACACGGACCGGAAGAGGAACAGCUCUCGCACCGCCUCCUCGGGCAGCGACCGUGACCGCAGCACCGAACGGUGUGGCAAGAACCAGCAGAACCCGCGAAAGGGUGGCCGCAAGUCUCAGAAGCUGACACAAGAGGCGGCGGGCGCCUCGGGCGAGGAGGGCACGCCAGACCGCAUACUGAGGAGUGUGGCGGCAGCGGCAGCUGUCCAGGCCCGGUCUCCGGCGGCCAGCACACGGUCCUCAGCGAACCAGCAACGUCACAACAAGACAUGAGCGCCAGAGCCCUUGAGCGUGAGGUGUCGUCACAGAGCGCGUCCGGACCUUCGGGGUUACCGCACAAGCCCACGGACCUCCUGGCGUCUUGGGCCCCCUCCCCCUCCUUUAAACACGAAGCUGGCUGGGGGGUUGCUCAGGGGUCCAGACUGGGUAGAAGAGAUCCACGUGAGAGCAGGCUUGGCGGCCGGGCGCAGGUGAAGCGUGGACGUGGUGUACUGUCAUCAUUUCAGGACUGAAGAGGAGUUUCGCAGAGAUCGCUGCUAGCUGGAGCUUCUUUGUUUUCUCUCAGUUCUUAUUUGCACAUCUCACUUAUUUUUCUUUCUUCCAUCAUCGGUUCAUCUCGUCACAGCAAAGAUGUGAUGUGGUUCGAGUGGCCCCGAGGCAAAGUUACUGUAGUGUUUCUAGUGCGUCAGUGCCUCUUAGGCCUUGUGAAAGGGUUCGGACCCGAGCUUGCCUUGUGAAGCACUUGAUUCUGGAGUGUUGAGUUUCUCUCUUGUGAAGAAAAGCACCCCCCCCCCCCCCCCCCCAAAAAAAAAAGACUGCUGGAAUGAUCAAGGAACUCAUUCUCUGAAUUUGUGCUACCAAAUUGUUUUACUUGUCACGUCUUUGUUCUGUAAAAUAUAAACAGGGACAUAAUAUUGAAUGGAGUGGUCCAUAAAGGGUGACCAGCAAUUAAUUUACUUUCGGGUGCGGGAUUGAGGAUGGGAGGUUCAUCCGGUCCUGGUGAUGGUCUUUUUCUUUGGUUUGUCUCUUUGUUGCAUUCCUUCAAUCCCUUGUAAUAAUUCCAUAUUGUUUUACUUGAACAAUUAAGACAAUUACUAUUAAAUAAAAAGACCAAAAAUGA
This is a messenger RNA of Phyllopteryx taeniolatus (common seadragon), 12837 nucleotides long. RefSeq names its product Snf2-related CREBBP activator protein (gene srcap). Gene Ontology annotation, cellular component: Swr1 complex. NCBI's taxonomy places the organism in Eukaryota, Metazoa, Chordata, Actinopteri, Syngnathiformes, Syngnathidae. The transcript is spliced from 32 exons. Gene Ontology annotation, molecular function: ATP-dependent chromatin remodeler activity; histone binding; ATP hydrolysis activity. The coding region runs from base 507 to 11990 and encodes 3827 amino acids. The record is from RefSeq and is a predicted model, not a curated record.